This is a messenger RNA of Protopolystoma xenopodis, 444 nucleotides long. The record is from the annotation of a GenBank genome assembly. NCBI's taxonomy places the organism in Eukaryota, Metazoa, Platyhelminthes, Monogenea, Polystomatidea, Polystomatidae.
UCCGAUGCAGUCUUUCUUGGCAUCGCCUGCCGUAGAACGGUCUGCUUUCCGAGCCCUGUUCGUCUGACCAGGAACGAUGCAUACAUCCGCCCAUGCCGGCCAGGCCAUGCUGCACCGCCACUCCGAACCUCCGCCAGUCAUGCACCCAUUCGGCCACUGGCCCGGUUACCGGCCCACGCGGUUCUACCGUUCACUUUCAGCCCUGUUGCAUCGCCGCCGAUUGCCAGUGUCCACGAGAUGUGUCCAAUGGCAAUGCUGGCAGGGCACGAACUUGGCCUCGACCCGUCUCAGCAUUUGUGCCCAGUUGCUAGGAGGAUGGCGAAGCACUUCUAUUGUUGUCUGGCUGCCAAAUGCCAUCUUCCAGUGGCCUGGCCGGCAGACAGCCACAAAAGGUUACCUCAUUUCACAAAUUCGACUGCACCUCUGCUCCCAUCUAUCAUCUGA